Saccostrea cuccullata (small rock oyster) is the source of this 1110-nucleotide messenger RNA. Its product is annotated as dual specificity protein phosphatase 3-like. The transcript is spliced from 3 exons. Gene Ontology annotation, cellular component: cytoplasm. Gene Ontology annotation, biological process: negative regulation of MAPK cascade; protein dephosphorylation. The coding region runs from base 90 to 674 and encodes 194 amino acids. Lineage: Eukaryota; Metazoa; Mollusca; Bivalvia; Ostreida; Ostreidae. Gene Ontology annotation, molecular function: MAP kinase phosphatase activity; protein tyrosine/serine/threonine phosphatase activity. The record is from RefSeq and is a predicted model, not a curated record.
GAUUAUUUAUAGAAAUGACUUGAAUACGGACAGUAUUUAAGAAUGGACGUCUGACUUUAGUUACUCAUCGUCCCUGUUUAACGGUUAAGAUGUAUGACGAGGUUAAGAAUUACCUGAACAGAAGACGAGACGACCGUGGCGGAUCCACGCAAAAAUCACCUCCCGUGGGCGCACAACCUUCACCAUGGGCGUUCCUUCCAGCCACACCCAAGGAUAAUUUCAAUGAGGUCUUUCCUGGAAUUCUUUUAGGCAACUAUUACAUAGCAAAAAAUACAGAGGAAUUAAAGAGGAAGCGUGUAACCCACGUGGUGAACUGUGCUCAGGGGAGCAAGUUUAAUCAGACAAACACGGACGAGGAAUAUUUUUCCGGGACAGACAUUAAGUUUCUGGGGAUUAAGGCCACGGACACCCCACGUUUUCCUAUCAAUCAGCACUUCCAAUCUACUGCAGACUUCAUUGACGAGGCCCUUAAAGAAAAAGGAACGGUGUACGUACAUUGUCAGAGCGGGAUGAGCCGAUCUGGGUCUAUAGUGCUCGCCUACCUCAUGAUAAAGAAGGGGAUGACGGUAAUGGAUGCCGUCAAACACGUGCGAGAUAAAAGAGAAAUUUUCCCAAACGAUGGCUUUCUGAAACAACUUUGUGAACUUGAUCAAGAACUACAGCAACAGAGGUGAACUCUUAUAUAGCUGUUCAACUUGUCAAUUUCAGGCGAUAGAAUUCAGCGUUGCAUAAACGCAUCUUUUGACACGGCGACGGAACUUGUGCGUUCUCGAAACACAACUUGGACCUGAGAAACCGCUAAAGGACGUCAUUCAAAGAAAACAAACAAACAAACAUCAACAUAUUAUGUGUAUAGAAUUUUUAAUUCAUUGCACUUCCACAUCAAAUAUGAAUUCACCAUAAACGACCGUUUGUUAUAGUGAAGGACUAUUUUUAUCAUGCCUUGUUUGCAAUAAGGGAUAAAAUUAUUUUAACUGAUGACAUUUUGUCUCAAGGCACAGAAUGCUGACUUAUUGUUAUACAGCCAUAAUUAAUAAUGAAAUAUAAAAAUCAAUGAAAACAAAAUUGUAAUAGUAAACUUAAUAAGUAAUGCCAAAUUGAAACAAUUUU